GGGGGGGAGAGAAGACAGCACACGAAAUUUAUUGCGCGGCUCUGCCUCUCACGCCUUUUAUUCAAGAGCCCUCCCUCGGGUUUGGAAUUUCUUUUUCCAAUUCCGAAUUCUCCUGGUCAUUGGGCUCCCUGCGUGCGAUCCCCUCGUUCCAUCCUCGCCGGGCUCCUGCCAAUCUCCACUCGCGGCGUUUCCUUCGGCCUCGGAAGCGGAGGAGGAGAAGAAGAGAACUCCGGAGUUUAUCCAUUAAGAGGACUACUACAUUUGUUGGCUCUGUGAAAUUAGAUAAAAGAACUAGAUGGUAAAAUGAUAAUGAAUUUUUGACAGAGAAAAUGGUAGAAGACAAAAAAUCAUCACAAGAUACGGUACAGAUAGGUGGACAUGUCGUACUUCAGAAUAUUUCCUACGACAAGGAUGUUGUGGAGAUAAAAUUGCACGAUACUGUUGACUCUGUUAAUUAUGGUGGCAAUUUUGUCAAGGAUGUCUGUGUCGAUGAAGGGGCACUACUUCGUAGGAAGAUUUCAGAAGAAAAACCAGUAGAUAAAAGGUCAUUUCCGAAUUUCGGUUGUCAAAUGGUUGAUGCAAACAGUGAUAUAAGAUGUGGGAAGAAAGAUGAUGCUAGAAAAUCGGUACAAGAACUAAAACCAGAAGCGGUUGUACCAGUUGACCUUUUUCCUCCUGAUUGGAACAACGAGAAACGGUACACUUCUGACAAAGAGUAUGACCUUGAAGGCAGGAUUAGUAGUGGUUACAUUUCAGGUGAUCCCAGUGAUAAGAAAAUAAGUUUGCAAGAGCUACUUCGCCUUGAAAAUGAAGAAGAAUCCCGGCAUGCAGGCACAGUAAACUCCGAGAGCAGUGAAAAACAUAAGUGCCCUCUUCAUGAAGAAGCAGUUGGACAGGCUUCCAUAGAUCACUGUCAUGAAGUUCAAGCUCUUGCUCCCGAAAUCAGUGAGGAAGUCAUUGAUGGUCUAUCAAGUAAGGACAAUACCAGUGGUUGCGCUGCAAUGAUGUUUGAAGACCAUGACGCAGCUCCAGCAUUAGAUGUGAGAGGGCCAAACAAAAUUGAUCGUUACAACCCUUUGAUUGAUCAUAGGUCACUAGAGGAUAGAUCGGAACCUGAGUGCUCUAUACCAGCAAUCACAGAUGCUGCUUCCACAGAACCCAUAUGCACUGUUGACAAGACUGAUAUCUUUAGGGUAAGUGGCUCCACAGGAUUAGAUGAAGUCAAAACAGCUGAAACCGGAGUGGAUGCUGUGAGUUCAAGUAAUUCUGACAUUCAAUCAUCUGAAAAGAGCAAUGAUCACAGUGAAAGUAUUGCUUGCAAGGCAAUCCCAGGUGCAGUGGAUGAAACUGCAGUUGCUACAUCUUCAUCACCUAACAAUACUGAUCCUACUGAUGCAGAUGGGCAGAAUCAAGAAAAAUGUGCGAUUGACGCUGUUGCUGAUGCGCAUGAUUCCAAUCAGAUAGAUGAGGAGCAUUGCAUAGACACAGACGAUGCAGCCAGUAAGAGUUGUAGCCUUGCGCAGGAUGAUAUUGCGGUUGAACUGACUGCGCCUGAAAGUUCAACAGGUCGCAUUGGCAAUGACAAUCCCUUUGAACCGAGCUUCUUUGGUCCCAGUAUCAUGUCAGGCCCAGUGUCGAUCUCCGGUCAUAUAGCGUAUUCUGGCAACAUCUCUAUUCGGUCAGAUAGCACAACAACUAGCACCCGGUCCUUCGCAUUUCCAGUGUUGCAGAGGGAGUGGAUCAGCAGCCCGGUGAGGAUGGCGAAGGCGGAACGCAGGCGUUCCAGACGGCGCCGUGGCUGGAGGAAAGGACUCAUCUGCUGUAAAUUCUGAGUAUGGUCGCCCUCGCACCUUCUCCUGCGGAAUUCAGCUCCUUUCAUGGUGCGCACAAGAAAAAAUCCUUGGGGCAUGUUUGGAUUGUUGGUAUUUCGUUGGAAAGUUUGGGAUCGAAGUGCAAAUUUGAGCUAAAUAUUAUAAAUUACAGCGAAAUACCACCCAUCCAUACACCCCUUGGAUUUCCUCAUUUGCGCGCUAUACCCUGCUUCUUAAUUUACUCUGGAGCAGGGUAAUGCAUGGCUUGUGUAGUAGUUUUUAUGGUGAGGAGUGAAAAGAAAUGGAGGUAUAUAGCUGUAGCGUAGCGAUCGUGCUUGGUAGAGGUGCUUUAGAUGUACAUCCUUGGUGGAUUAAUUUUCUUUUGAGGCAAUGGUGGAUUUUUUUUUUUUGAGGCAAUGGUGGAUUAAUUUGUUCUA
Phragmites australis (common reed) is the source of this 2248-nucleotide messenger RNA. RefSeq lists its product as uncharacterized. The record is from RefSeq and is a predicted model, not a curated record. NCBI's taxonomy places the organism in Eukaryota, Viridiplantae, Streptophyta, Magnoliopsida, Poales, Poaceae. Gene Ontology annotation, biological process: regulation of asymmetric cell division. The coding region runs from base 330 to 1832 and encodes 500 amino acids. The transcript is spliced from 4 exons.